GGCAAAGGCUUGUCAAUUGCUAUACCAUUAAGGAAGCAGUAGAUAGAUUGUUUGUUGCUGAAGCUACUGUUUGGAGGGUUGUUGAUAGAUUUCAACACACUGGAGAUGUGUCUGCUAAUAAAGCCAGCCCAAGGGAGCACUGUCUAGAUGAUCAUGAUAAACUGAUCGUCAUUGAGAUGAUUUGAAAAGCCGACUACCUGAAAUUCAGAUUACUGGUAGAUCUACAAGUGCUGCCACAUUAUGCCGUGCACUUAAACGUCUAUAGGAUUCACUCUAAAGAAGGCUUAGAUCUAGGUCUUGCACAAUCUAUCAUUCAUUAACAAUUUGAAACUGUGAACAUGCCCAGCUCUGACUAUUACUAUAUGUACAUACCUGAGGUCAAUUAGUGGUACAUUUCUUUUUUUGUUUUUAAAAUGUGUAUUUCAAGUGAGGUGAAAAAGGUUGUACACUUAGGGUAUAACUGCCAUAUACCAUGGCUGUGGUCAGACAGGUUGUAUAAGUAGAUCUAGUAUAAACUACAACUGAUCUAUAGGCAUAGUACAAAUAACAUUAAUCCCCCUGGGAGAUAGGUGAAGAGCUUAUAGCUUGCAUGGAGCCCCCUCCAAGGAAGCAGUAUUGUUUACUGAGCCCGGUAGUCUAUACAGUAUAGCUAGCUAUAAGCUUACUUCAAUAAUGGCUAGUGGACAAGACUCAGGUGUUCAAGAGCAGCUGGCCGUGGAUCUGUGGGAGGCUGUAGACAAUGAAGAUGUCAGCAAAGUUAGGUCCCUGCUGGAACAGGGGGCCAACCCCAAUCACCAGCUGUAUUGGAGUAAGGAAUGGAGUGACCAGUAUAGACGCCCUCCAGUACAUGAAGCAUGCUUGAGGGGCUACCUGGAGAUCACUAGAGCACUAGUUAGUGGUGGAGCUGAUAUUGAGAAAGGUGACGGAAGAUUGGGCGAGCCUGCAUUUCACUGUGCGUGUGAGGGAGGACACAUGGAGACUGUGGUAUACAUGUCACAGGAUGCGAAAUGUCGUAUUGAUGUGAUGGAUGAUGAGGGACAGUCACCACUGGACAGAGCUCUGGCAGGUCUGUAUGGGAAUAAAGGUUGUGUGGAUGUUUCACUCUACCUGAUGAGCCGUGGCUGUGCAUGUGGUGAUGAGGACAAAUCCAAGUUACUGUGUACAUCAUGUUACCAUGGCAACCUGGGUGUGGUGAAGGAACUGAUUGAACAAUACAAAGUUGACCCCAAUAAUGCGAGGGACAAGUACAACCUAACACCACUGCACAGGGCUUGUCUGGGAGGAUGUAUACAAGUAGUACAGUACCUAGUGGAGGAACUCCAGGUUGAUGUUGAUGUGAGGAACAGGAACAACCAAACACCACUGCACUGUGCUUGUAUGGGAGGAAGUGUACAAGUAGUGAAGUGCUUAGUUGAGGAGGGAAAGUGUGAUGUUGAUUUGAUUAAUGAUGAUGGCAUGACUCCUCUUGACUGGGCAGUACAGAGUGAUCGCACUGAAGUUGUUGAAUAUCUCCGGAAACCCUCCACUCCUGAACCAGAUACUCCAAAUGGUUCCAAACAACUUCCUUCAACUUCUUCAGUGGUUGACCAAACCUCAUCAAGCACUCCAUUGACUGAGGAAGACUCUGAUGCUCUAGAAAAGCUGCUCCUAGACAACAAAAUCUUUUUGACUGGUGACAGAAGAUAUGAGACAGUUGUCCAUCACCUUCGUGAGCUCGGACACAGGGAACUAGCUGCCAACCUCAGAGUGAACCUCGACAAAGUGAUUGGAGAGCAAAAGCGAUAUCUGAAGAAAUUGGACGAUCUGAUGACUGACAAAGAGACUAUCUCCAUGCAGUACCUCCGCCUCCUUUUUAUCGGGCCACCAUCCGUGGGGAAAACAACAACUCUUAGCCGUUUGCUGAAAGAUAUCGAAAAUAUCAGUUCUUCUGGUGACAAGGCAAACCUACACAGUACGCUACUUACCAAUUGCCAUCAAGUGGUCGCCUACAUGAACAAAGAUGCCACAGAAUGGGUUUGUUCCAAAGACGUAGAAGAGGAAGCAAAGAUCCUCUUUGACUACAUGUACAGUAGCAAGAUCGAUGAAGUCCCAAGUGCCCUAACUGAGAAAAAGACAAAAACUGUCCCCGAAAGCGAAAAGCACACUAACGUCACCAAACCACCUUCUCCGGAAAAGCCUCGGUGUAAACCUCAAAAAGAAACACACACUGAAAGACGAGAGGAUACUUACCAACAGAACAGGCUCAUACCCAUCAAGGCUCGACUGCAAAAACUGAUAAAGAACGGAAACUACUCCGAAAUGGCCAAAUGUCUUGGCAACACCUUGCUAAACAUCAAUGAUGUUGGAGGACAACCUGCCUUCCUAGAAAUGCUACCAGCCCUAUGCAAUGGUCCUGCCAUGUAUCUAGUGUUCUUGGAUCUGAGCAAGGAACUUGACAAGCCCUACGAUAUUCCCUUCAGUCGUGACAACACAGUCAUUACUCCAUACAAAGCUGUUCACACAGUGGAAGCCACAGUCUCUCAAAUCCUCUCAGCAGUUGCCAGUAUCCAUCACGUCUCUCGAGAAGAUACCAAGUACAAAACGACCUUCAAAUUAAGCGAGAAGUUUGAAAAGUUCCAACAAGUUCGUCCGGUAGCAGCUUUGAUCGGUACUCACGUGGACAAGUUAGAGAAUCCAAAAGAGAAAAUCAAACAAGUCAACGAUGCUCUGAAAGCAACCACUCAAAAGUUUACCGAGAUCCUUGUAUCACCUCCGCCAGACUCUGAAUCUUCAUUUUUUGCCGUGGACAACUUUAUUGGAACUGAACAGUCUGACAUCGCCCCGAUUCGUGAUUUCUUGAGCGACGUUUUCACCUGUCACUUCAAGGAUGCAUCUCUGCCCAUCAAACCGAAAUGGCUCCUACUUGGCACACUACUGCGGAUGGAGUACUCAAUCGUGUCGAUGGAAGACUGUCUGGAAAUAGGGAGAUUGUUGGAAAUGGAUGAAGAAGACACCAAAUUCUGUCUUUGGUACCUACAAAAAAUUGGAUCCAUACUCCAUUACGGGAAUGUACCCAAUGAUAUCGAUGGCUGGCUAAGCAACCACCUGUUUUGCAGCCCUGAAGUGAUCUUCACUAGCAUCAGCCAACUGAUCCUUGCUGCUUUACGCAUCCUCCAUUCUGAAGGCCACGUCACUGAGUUUGAGAGAGCAGAAUUGGUCAAGAUGGGGCAGUUUUCGCUGGAGGCCAUUAUCAAGUACUGUAAUGGUCCCGAUGUUACAAAGAUGCUCAAGGAAGGAGAUAUUAUCCCAGCCAAGCAUCUCAUCAUACUGCUGCAAUAUCUCAACCUACUCUCCGAAAUUGUCCACAAAGAUGCCAAUGAUCCAAAGAUCACUCGAAUCACGUACCUCAUGCCGGCUAUCUUAGACUGUGCUUCACAAAAGGAGCUGACCAACCCACCUCCACCAGAUACCAACAACCCAGAACCACUCCACAUCACAUUCAGCUUUGGUUACGUACCAACAGGAGUCUUCUGUGGACUCAUCACUCAACUAGUUUCUCAAGGCCCUCAUGGAGUUCUCGGAUUGACGUGGGAAUUGGUGGAAGAUGGCAUCAAACGAAAUUGUGUAUCGUUUUCUGUUGAUGAUGUUCAUACGGUUACACUACUCUCUCACGAAAAGAGCUACGAAAUUCGAAUCUCUCGAGACGACCCUGACACAUCUCUUCAUGACCUCUGUGGAUAUGUGUUGUCAGCAAUCCUCUACACUCUCAAAUGCCUGUUCCAACAUCUGGUUAUGCAUAUUGCAUUCCAAUGUCCCUCUUCUACUGAACGCAGCAUCAACCAUCUCUGUGCUCUCUCUAGGAAAUCACGAAUCAGGUUUAUCUGUGAGGUUUCCAAGAAAGCAGUUAGUCUCAAAUCAGAACAGCAAGUCUGGCUGGGGAAGCACGUGUGUCUAGGAAGCAGGACGGAACUAGAGGUGCUAAAGUUUGCUGAGGAUGGUUUCUUUUUCCACUGGAGCAAAGAGGGCUCUAGACGUCAGAUCAAGACAACUGACGAUCAGCCAAACACUGUGAGCUUCCCGAGUGUGAGAGAGGAGGACUUUGGUCACUACCAGUGUGAGGUGAAGGAUGCAGUUGCUGGGAAAGUGCUCCUCACUCUCUACACAGCUCUCUACAAAGACGAGUCAAGUAAUGCAGUGACUCCACUAGCCACUCCACACACAACCACUCAGUCAGCUCAUGAGAUGACAGCGACUGCAGCUCAGUUGAGUCAUGAGUGCUCAGAUGAAGCUCUUCUCCAGUUGUCUACCAAGAUUGCUGGAUACCACAAAUACAAGCACAGGCUGGGCCUCAGUCGUGCUGACAUAGACGAAAUCGAUAAUGAUCCGAGAGACUUUUACAGUACCCAAGGAAGAUUUUACACUGCUCUACUGAAGUGGAAGAGUAAAAAUAUCGAUUUUAAUAAUCCAUCAAAUUCAACAGCUACUUACGGUCAAUUAGUGGAGAUUGCUGCAAAGAUUGAGGACGGAGAGGCAGUUCGCAGCAUUCACAAGGCCUGUGUGGAGCAUACCAGACUGGAGGUCAUGGAUCAGUCAAGACCAUCAUACACUACCAACACUUAGACACUUAGGACAAUGGCCUGGAUUUACUAUAAGUAUACGCUCUCGUUCAUUUAAUAAUCUUUAUUACCACUAUGAAAUUUUCACUGCAGUAACUGUUAUUAAACAUUGAUGAUGGUCACCCUAG
This is a messenger RNA of Halichondria panicea, 4723 nucleotides long. RefSeq lists its product as uncharacterized. The coding region runs from base 673 to 4599 and encodes 1308 amino acids. Gene Ontology annotation, molecular function: protein binding. The transcript has 14 exons. The record is from RefSeq and is a predicted model, not a curated record. Lineage: Eukaryota; Metazoa; Porifera; Demospongiae; Suberitida; Halichondriidae.